AUGUCCAGCGAUGACAUAAAGCCACACACAAAUUUUCAUUACCUGAGCCACUUUAGUCUGAUCAACCAGCUGAAUCAUUAUAUGACUGAGAAUAACCAACUAAAGCUAAAGGGCCUGAAUGAUGCGCACAAAAUUGCUCACACCCUCACCCACUUGGACGAGUAUUGGUCACUUGUGAUGGCAAUGUCAGAGAAUGAUGUACCUUGUGUACAGCACAUUCUUGUUUGGCAGAUUCUCACAACCCUAGAGGACGCAAUUGCUGGAACUGGUGAUGAUCUUGAUCUUGCCACACUACUUAUGUAUGCUCUCAAUCAUCGCUUAGGUUUACCAUCACUACAUACCCUCCAAGCUCACUUGAUCUUUACAUCCAUCACGCCAACAAUUGGUUCAAUUUCACCAGACCAAUUUGAUGCCAACAUUAACGCACUCAUUAUCACUCCGCAUACUAAUCUUGUCGUCCUUCUCCAGGGACAUUCUGAGAGGGCAUCUCACUAUCGCCCAGCCAACUGUGUUAUCGGCCUCUGUCACUCCCAUUCAAAUCUUAUUGAUCCUAUGCUUCACACCUACGACUCCACUCUUCGAAUUGCCACUAAGCUUAAUGAGGGCGAAGUUCACCUUGGCAAAGAGAUGUCUGUGAUGGAUAUUCAUGCUUUUGGAGAUGACAAUCUUUUUCCUAUUCUAGCUGCACCAACAUGCAAGAUGGAGAAUGUAGCUACAAUGAUGGAAAUCCUCACUAUGGCUCGAGACUGGUGGCGAGCAACUGGAGCAGAAGCAUGUUUUGGUGCUGGACACUGUUUGUUUGUCAAGAUGGAACUUCCAAAGAUGUCAAAGCUCUACAGCACAUUAUCAUGUAUGCCUGGUCUCAAUCUUGCAACUGGAGAUGAUGAGAUCACUCUUGAUUUUGACUACAAGCACAUAUUUAAGUGUUAG
Messenger RNA from Suillus subaureus, 930 nucleotides. RefSeq lists its product as uncharacterized. Lineage: Eukaryota; Fungi; Basidiomycota; Agaricomycetes; Boletales; Suillaceae. Bases 1 to 930 code for a protein of 309 amino acids. The transcript is spliced from 8 exons. The record is from RefSeq and is a predicted model, not a curated record.